GACUCAUUAGUGAACAGUGAGUGCCAGAGACAUGGGAAACACAGGGAAGGAGUGGCUGUGGUGGUGCCUGGUGGUGGCGGUGGCGGCGGCGGCGGUGGAGGGACAGCGGACUAAGAAAUGUGAUAUGAAACCCUCCGUCGACUCCCCAGACAAAAUGGAUGUGCACUGUAACUGUAUGCAGAGACUGGAGAAGGUGGACGUGGCCGUGGCAAGCCUGACAAUCAACCAGACCGGGUGUGCCCGGGCGAGGCUGGAGCUGAGCUGGCCGACCCUGGAGGCUGAAGUGGGCCCCGAGCUGCUGGUGCUGGAGGGGGCGCGAGUGACCUUUGCCGAGGACGGCGCCGCAGCCCCCUGGCAGCCAUCCAUCACGGCAAUCACCUUCAUCAACUGUAAUUUCCUGGAGGUGCCGAGCCACGCCUUCCGCGGACUGCAGCUGCUGGAGAAGGUGCGACUGGUCGGCGGUGCGGCGGGCGCGGUGCGCGGCGGCGCCUUCAGCGACUUACCGCUCCUACGAGUGGUGGAAGUGGCCAACGCCAGUCUGGCCCUGGUGGAGAGCGGGGCGUGGGCCAGGCUGCCGGCCCUCACACACCUGGCGCUCUGGCACAGCAGCCUCGGGGAGCUGAAGCCCCACGCCGUCAACCUGUCCCGCGGCAGCGGUGGCCCCGUGGGGCACAGCAACGAGGCGUGCGGCGAGGUGCGGGAGGUUGACGAUGACCGCGACCGCGUGCUGGACGUGCUGUCUGGCCGCAGCGGCCCCGGCGAUGAUAAGAACCUCUCGCUGCCGCAGUUCGGGACACAGCUGCUGCUGUUCCAUAAUCACAUCGAGGUGCUGGGGCCGCAGGCCAUCACCGGCGACGCCUUCGGCUUCCUGAUCAUGGGCAGCAACGAGGUGGGCCACGUGGGCGGCGCGGCGCUGGACCUGGCUCUCAACAACCCCUGUGAGAUCAGUGCCGCCAUGCUGGUGGACAACACGCUGGGGAGGCUGGAGGACGGAGCACUGGAGGGGCUGCGAGGAUGGCCGGGAGCGCCGCGCCACACCUUCCUUGCCCUUACCAACAACACGUUCAGCAGCGUGGCGCCGCGCGCCUUCACGCUGCACCGAGACGUCCACGUGUUCUCCGCGGGACAGAACCGCUUCCGCUGCCGCUGCCAAGACCUGCUGUGGGCGAUGCCGGCAGCCGCGGAGGGGCGGCGCGACCUGCAAGAGGCACUGUUGGGCAAGGGCCUGUGUCAGGACGGCACCAACCUCGCUGCCUUCACCGCCGCCUGCACCAAGAUCCUCCGCCCCCCCUCACCCUCCAUCAUUCCCCCACCCCCUCCCACCACAGCUCCCCACGACCACACCACCCCAGCGUUGUCACCUUCCUCCUCCCCCACCACCACCCAACCGUCCUCCCACUUCCCCUCACCUAGCACCACCCCGCCCCCCUCACACGACAGCACCGUCAGUCCCCCAACAUCAACUCAAACCCCCAAGCCGGAGCCUUCAGGGGCUGCCCCCCUCACCCUCGCCCCCACCGCCUUCAUCACCCUUCUGCUGGCACGCACCCUCCUCUAAUCCCUCCUCCCUCCCUUCCAUUACCCCCUUCAUUCAUCUUAAUCACCACAUUCACCUCGUGUAUUUAUCUCUCGCCACCAAGAUGCAAUAAAGAGAACAAUUAUCA
Messenger RNA from Eriocheir sinensis (Chinese mitten crab), 1664 nucleotides. RefSeq lists its product as uncharacterized. The record is from RefSeq and is a predicted model, not a curated record. The transcript has 2 exons. Bases 32 to 1558 code for a protein of 508 amino acids. NCBI's taxonomy places the organism in Eukaryota, Metazoa, Arthropoda, Malacostraca, Decapoda, Varunidae.